AUGGCGGACGCGGGCGCUGCGGAUCUCGGCACCUCCGCCGCUGCCGAUGGGGCGCUGUUUCGCAAGCUCGUGGCCGAGGGAUACGACCAGUGUGCCGAGGCCUACCUGCGCCAGCAUAGCCAGCAGGCGUCGGACGACGACCUGCGCCAAGAGCCCUUUCGGGAGCUGAUGGCCGAGCUUCCCGCAGGCGCCCAUGUGCUGGACGCAGGCUGCGGGGCUGGAGUGCCGAUAGCGAAGGCCAUCGUGGACGAUGCGCGGCAGAUGCGGGUGACCGGAGUUGACAUCUCCCCCCGGCAGAUCGAGCUGGCGAAGCAGCUGGUGCCCUCUGACCGGGCCACCUUCCUUUGCAGCGACAUGGCGUCCCUGGUUUGCGAGCCAGAGAGCUUCGACGCGAUCUGCGCUUUCUUCUCCGUCUUCCACCUGCCGCGCCGGGACCAUGCUGCGUUCUUCGCGCGGGCCGCGUCCUGGUUGCGGCCCGGUGGGCGUUUCGUGUUCAACCUCGCAGCCGGCGAGGACGGCGACGGGGAGUGUGAUUUGUCGACAGACUUCUUGGGAGCCACGAUGGUUUGGUCUUCGUAUCCCAGGGAUCACACGGUGAAACUCUUGGGUGCAGCGGGCCUCUCAGUGGUCAAGGAAGAGCUGAAGAUGGUGACGACAGGUGAUGAGGUCGACCGUUCAGGGCUUCGGUUUCGAUUCUUCCACUGCAGAAAAGAGUGA
This is a messenger RNA of Symbiodinium natans, 717 nucleotides long. Lineage: Eukaryota; Dinophyceae; Suessiales; Symbiodiniaceae. The record is from the annotation of a GenBank genome assembly.